This is a messenger RNA of Daphnia pulex (common water flea), 965 nucleotides long. Its product is annotated as mucin-6-like. The transcript is spliced from 4 exons. The record is from RefSeq and is a predicted model, not a curated record. Lineage: Eukaryota; Metazoa; Arthropoda; Branchiopoda; Diplostraca; Daphniidae. Bases 275 to 961 code for a protein of 228 amino acids.
GCAUCAGUCGCUUUGCAACGCUCGUCGAUGACGCCCGCCUUCUGUUGUUGAUCUUCUUGUAUCGAGUAGAGAGAAUUUGUUACGCAACAACAAGCCCCAGUCCAAGACAGGCACUGGAUGUGUCGCAGCUUGUCGAUCAAGAAAUAAGCCAAAAGAGGAACAACAUUUUUCUCAAUCUCGACAGGAACUGAUCCUACUCCGAGCCGUGAUCCAUCAGUUCAAGACUUGGCCCAUCAUUCAACAAGAGAAAAGGAAAAUUCAAGAGGAGCCAAACAUGUCGUUGACGAGAAUGAUACUGCUACCAGUUGUGCUGAUGGUAAUGACUAGUUGUUUGCUGACUUCUGGCAUUCCCCGAUUGACGAGCAACGCCAUGCUGUGGAAACGCCUGGGUCUCAAUCGAGGCAUUGGCAACGAACGGCCGCAAAUCACGUCCAGCAAGAAGAAGGGCGAGUCGACCGUGUACUUUAUCAAACUGCCGCCACAACCGCACUACUAUUCCCCUUUCAAUCUUCUGCCAACAUCCAACGACCAGAAAAAUACGCCGGAACCUUUCGAAACGGUGUCGGUCGACUUCACGGCCAACGGUAAACCGGAGAAUGUUUAUCACUGGAAUCUUCCGCUGGGUUUGACUCAUCCCACGACGACCACGACAACCACGACGACAACAACAACGACGCCACAUCCGCCGACGUCGACGCAUUCGCCAUUGAACUACAAGAAACCCUACCGCCAUAAUUACUACAACAACGGCAAACCCCACAAGUUGUAUUUCGUCAAACCUUCUUAUCGCGCCCCGGCGACCACCGUGCCCACCGCCAUUAACCCGACCACCACUACAGAGACGCCGCCAUCAUCGUCCACCAUCGGUUUCUACAAGAAACUUCAAUUCAAAAAGAAUUUCAAAGGCAACGGCAAACCGAAUCAGCUCUACUUCGUCCAACCCGCCCAUUUCAGUUUCUGAAAAA